This is a messenger RNA of Sphaeroforma arctica JP610, 2129 nucleotides long. Its product is annotated as hsp70-like protein. Gene Ontology annotation, molecular function: heat shock protein binding; ATP hydrolysis activity; misfolded protein binding. The record is from RefSeq and is a predicted model, not a curated record. Gene Ontology annotation, cellular component: blood microparticle; vesicle; cytoplasm. Gene Ontology annotation, biological process: cellular response to unfolded protein; protein refolding. The coding region runs from base 1 to 1911 and encodes 636 amino acids. Lineage: Eukaryota; Ichthyosporea; Ichthyophonida. The transcript has 4 exons.
AUGCCAACGCAAGACAAAUCCCCCGUGAUUGGCAUUGAUCUCGGCACCACGUACUCAUGCGUUGGUGUUUUCCAACAUGGUAGGGUGGAGAUCAUCUCCAAUGAUCAAGGAAACCGCACCACGCCCUCAUACGUUGCUUUCACUGACACUGAGCGACUAUUAGGAGAUGCGGCCAAGAACCAGGUUGCUCUAAAUCCGGCAAAUACGGUGGUUGAUGUCAAACGCUUGAUAGGUCGGAAGUUUAACGACAGUGAAGUGCAGGCGGACAUCAAGCACUAUUCGUUCAAGGUGGUCGAACAGAACCAGAAGCCAGCAGUCCAGGUAGAGUAUAUGGGAGUAGUGAAGACCUUCCUUCCGGAAGAGAUCUCAUCGAUGGUGCUGACCAAAAUGAAGGAGACGGCAGAAGCAUUUCUGGGGCUCAAGGUGAUCGAUGCGGUGAUUACAGUUCCCGCGUACUUCAAUGACAGCCAACGUCAAAGCACCAAGGACGCCGGGGCCAUCGCCGGUCUCGAUGUGCUGCGUAUUAUCAACGAACCCACAGCCGCAGCGAUUGCAUAUGGAUUGGAUAAGAAGGCCGCCAAUGAAAGAGAAAAGAAGAUACUCAUCUUCGAUCUUGGAGGAGGCACAUUUGAUGCGAGUAUACUGACCAUUCACGACGGGGUCUUCGAAGUCAAGUCUACGGCCGGCGACACACACUUGGGAGGAGAGGACUUCGACAACCGCAUGGUCGCUCAUUUCGCGAAGGAAUUCCAGCGCAAGCACAGGAAGGAUCUCACUGUCAAUCCGCGCUCUAUGCGUCGAUUGCGAACGGCAUGCGAGAAGGCUAAGCGCACACUAUCGUCAUCUGCGCAGGCCUCCGUGGAGAUCGACUCCCUCUUCGAGGGUAUUGAUUUUUACACAUCCAUCACUCGAGCGCGUUUUGAAGAGAUGUGUGCCGAUGUGUUCCGCGGCACGCUUGUGCCGGUCGAGAAAGCGCUGCGAGAUGCCAAGCUCGGGAAGUCGGACGUCGAUGAGAUUGUGCUGGUUGGUGGAUCUACGCGCAUUCCUAAAAUCCAGAAACUGCUCACUGAAUUCUUCAACGGUCGCGAGUUGAACAAGAGCAUUAACGUUGACGAGGCAGUCGCCUAUGGCGCCGCUGUUCAGGGCGCUAUUCUACGUGGCGACACGCACAGUGCUGUCAGUGACCUCCUUCUGCUCGAUGUCGCACCCCUGUCAAUGGGUAUUGAGACUGCCGGUGGGGUGAUGACUUCUCUGAUCAAGCGCAACACCACCAUCCCCACGAAUCAAACACAGAUCUUCACCACUUAUACUGACAACCAGCCAGCCGUAUUUAUCCAGGUGUGCGAAGGCGAGCGUGCGAUGACUAGGGACAAUCACAAGUUGGGUGCCUUCGACCUCUUUGGCAUUGCCCUGGCUCCCCGAGGAACACCACAGAUUGAAGUAACGUUUGAUAUCGAUGCCAAUGGUAUUCUCAAUGUGUCUGCGCAGGAUAAGGCCUCUGGCAAGUCGGAGAAGAUCACAGUGACUAACGAUGCGGGUUGCUUGAAUCAGAAAGUCAUAAACCAGAUGCUGGCGAAUGCUGAGAAUUAUGCAGCACAAGACGAGAGCUACGCCUUCCAGGUGAAGAAUUCGGUAGAGCAUGAUCUCAAGGACAAGAUAUCCGAAAGUGAUCGUCAGGAUGUGGUGAAGAAAGCUGACGAGGUCAUCACCUGGCUGGACCACAACCAAAUGGCGGAGAAGGACGAGUUCGAGUACCAAAAGAAAGAGUUGGAGUCUGUGGUGAACCCCAUCAUAUCAAACGCAUACAAACAGGCGGGUGCAGGCGGUGCUGGGGGUAUGCCUGGGGGUGUUAUGUUUGGAGGGAUGGCAGACGCCGGAGGUAGCGGCCCUACGGUUGAGGAGGUGGACUAAGGAUAGUCCCAGGCCAUUCUACGUUCAUGUCUCCACCGACUUUCGACCUAUGACCUUUAAUACCGGUGCCACUCCACGUAUCGCACCACCGACUAAUAUUAUCGUUACCGUGGUGAAUAAUCUCUCCUAACAGCAGAUUGUGUAUACACAAGGGAUAGGUGAUCGAAACAUCCAUACAUUAUUGUAUUUGCUUCAUCCUGAAUAAAAAAUAGAUAUCA